Pichia kudriavzevii is the source of this 1419-nucleotide messenger RNA. RefSeq lists its product as uncharacterized. The transcript has a single exon. Gene Ontology annotation, molecular function: metalloaminopeptidase activity; manganese ion binding. Lineage: Eukaryota; Fungi; Ascomycota; Pichiomycetes; Pichiales; Pichiaceae. The record is from RefSeq and is a predicted model, not a curated record. Bases 1 to 1419 code for a protein of 472 amino acids.
AUGAACGUUAUUACUCGAUUGAUGAAAUACCCAGCAAAGAAUCACGCAAAGAAAGUCCAAGAGCAUUUUCUGGCUAAGAAGUCAUGCGUAAGUGCCGAAAAGACAGCCUUUUUCAUUGCAUCUGCAAAGUAUAAGCUGUAUCCUUACUGUGACCAAACUGCACCCUUAAGACAAAAUAGAUAUUUCCAUUAUUUCACUGGUGUUGAUCAAAUCUCAGGUGCUUAUAUUCUAUACAACUUGGCCAAUGAAAAACUUACAUUAUUUUUACCAGAUGUUGAUACUGAAGAUAUUAUGUGGAGUGGUUUACCUUUGUCUCCUGAAGAAUCCUUAGAGCAAUAUGACGUUGAUGAAGUCUUAUAUGCAAAGGACGUUUCUUCUGUUUUGAAUGAUUUGAAGAAAUUAAACUUUUCUGUCUUCACCACCGAUAUAGAUGAAUACAAUCAAGAAGGCUUUUCCAAGGCGGUUAUUCCAAACGACCCUGAUUUCUUCUACGCCUUGGAUGAGGCCAGACUUAUUAAGGAUGAUUAUGAAGUUUCUUUGAUGAGGGAAGCCGCAAAAAUUACAGACAAAUCCCAUUUAGCAGUCAUGUCGGCACUACCUAUCGAGAGUAACGAAACACAUAUGCAUGCUGAAUUUGUUUAUCAUUCAAUUAGACAAGGUUCCAAAUUUCAAGCUUAUGACCCUAUUUGUUGUUCUGGCCCAUCAUGUGGUACUCUACAUUACGUGAAAAAUGAUGAUUCAAUGGACGGUAAAACUUCUGUUUUACUUGAUGCUGGUGCUGAAUGGAAAUGUUAUGCAUCAGAUGUUACAAGAUGUUUCCCAAUCAGCGGAAAAUUCUCAAAGGAGCAUUUGGCUAUUUAUAAUGCCGUUAGAGAUAUGCAGGCACAAGUUAUGGAAAAGAUUAAACCGGGUGUUCUUUGGGACGAUUUACAUUACUUGUCACAUAAAGUAUUGAUAAAACAUUUCCUCAAAUUAGGUCUAUUUCAUAAUGGUACUGAGGAAGAGAUUUUAGGAUCUAAGGUUUCUACUUGGUUUUAUCCUCAUGGUCUAGGACAUCUAUUAGGAAUGGAUACCCACGAUGUGGGUGGUUAUCCUAAUUACGAAGAUUCGGAUCCUAUUUUAAGGUACCUUAGAUUAAGGAGAAAAUUACAGGUAGGUAUGGUUGUUACUGAUGAGCCUGGUAUCUAUUUUUCCCCAUUUUUGAUAGAAAAUAUUAAUGAAGAACAGAAGAAGUACGUCAACAUGGAAGUUGUCAAGGAGUACAUGUACAUUGGUGGUGUUAGAAUUGAAGAUGAUAUCUUAGUUACCGAAGACGGAUAUGAAAAUCUAACAAAAAUUACCUCUGAUCCACACGAGAUUGAAAAGAUCGUGCAAAGGGGUUUAAAUAGAGGUAAAGAAGGUUUCCACGUGGUUAUAUAA